This is a messenger RNA of Camelus dromedarius (Arabian camel), 500 nucleotides long. RefSeq names its product serine rich and transmembrane domain containing 2 (gene SERTM2). Gene Ontology annotation, cellular component: intracellular membrane-bounded organelle. Lineage: Eukaryota; Metazoa; Chordata; Mammalia; Artiodactyla; Camelidae. The record is from RefSeq and is a predicted model, not a curated record. The coding region runs from base 210 to 482 and encodes 90 amino acids. The transcript has a single exon.
GCUGGAAGAUAGAGAGGGUGUGGCAAUUGCCAAAUUAGAACAUCACCAUUUUCUUGCUUGUGCACUACUGACUUGACUCCGGUUGUGAUCACUUUGUAUGAGAUUGUUAGAACACCUCCAGCAUAUUCAGAAACAGUCUAAGUGACUGUGGAAUGCCUCAAGGCCAAUAGAAAUCAAAUAGAAACAGGUACCAACUCAAGUCUUGAGUGAUGACAGAGGUACAUUUCAAGUAUCAUGGAAAUCUCACUGGGCGGGCCCAUUUCCCCACCCUGGCAACAGAGGUGGACACUACUUCAGAUAGGUAUUCCAACCUGUAUAUGUACGUGGGCUUAUUCCUGAGCCUCCUGGCCAUUCUCCUCAUCCUACUCUUCACAAUGCUUCUUCGACUCAAACAUGUCAUCUCACCCAUCACCUCUGAGAGCACAGAAAGUGUUCCUCAGUUCACAGAUGUAGAGAUGCAGAGUCGAAUCCCCACUCCUUAAAGUCAGAACGAAAGUGAG